Messenger RNA from Pelagomonas calceolata, 1413 nucleotides. The record is from the annotation of a GenBank genome assembly. Lineage: Eukaryota; Pelagophyceae; Pelagomonadales; Pelagomonadaceae.
AUGGCAGGGCGCGAGCCUCUCUCCCGCGACGACCCUCGGUACCAGGAAGCACUCGAGAAAGUCGGUGAGACUAUUGCCGCAAAGUUUUUCGAUCCCAGGCGCACCGACGGUGGGUUCGCCCUGCGGUCGAUCGUGUGCCUGACCGGCCUCACGGCGGCUCCCGCGCUCCAGCCUCUCAACGGGCGCAUGGCGGCGGUCGUCGAGGAGCUGGACGCCACCGGAAGAAUGACGGUGACGUUUUCAGGGGUUAUGGGCGCACGGGAGCCGGGGGACAUCCGCCGGCUCUUGCGCGUCCGGCCGAAGAACUGCCGACGCAUUCCCACCGAGAUGGCCCACUGCACGCUGAAGCUCCGGAUGCGCGAUGGUGGUAGACCCCGGGCCGUGCGCGACUUCGCGAGCGAGGCCGCCGAAUUCAAGAGUGACACCGAGGGCAUGGCAUGGCUCGGCUUAUUUAAAUCUAAAGGAAACAAGAUGCCGGAGGACCUGGACGCCGUCGGCUCCUUGGAACGCGCGGGCAUCCAAGUCAGACUGAGUGCGUUUCUGUCGCGCGGCGAGGCGUCGCGGCUGGCGCGGACGACGUGGGCGCGCGCCGUGCGGCGCGACACCGAGCAGCGCGAAGGGCAGAUCGGCCUCAUGCAGAAGCUGAGCGAGAUGCCUGGAGAGCAGCAAAACUUUAAGGUGUUUCAGACCUAUCUGGAUUCGGUGCUCGCGCGCGGCUGCCCGACCAUCGCGAUGAUGCAAACGUGCACAUUCCUUUCCGUCUACACGGAGGAAGUGAGGGCUGGACGGAUCUCGAGAAGGGAGGUCGUGGACGGCGCGCUGAAGUCUGUCUGCACGCUCGCCCGGGAGUGGGCCGCGUUCGGCGUCGUCGCCUACUUUUUCUUCGGGUUCCUGCAAGUCGUGUUCGACGCAGCCGCGAGGCCUCGCAUCUACAUCGGCAACGAGACGGAGUCCGGCGCCUGGCAGGCGCUCGUCGCUAUAUUGCUGGCCCAGGGUGGCGCCGGCGGCGACCCCAUGGGUUGUAUCAUGGCGCUCGGCGCCGCGCGGGGCUUGAUCGUGUCCAUGCAGGAUCCGUACGAUUUCGGCGCGGCGGGCGGGCUCGCAGCGGCGCAUGCCAUUCUCACGUGCCACGGCGCGCCGCCCGAGCUUAUCAACGAGGCGCGUCACCUCGCUGCGUCGAUCUACAGCACGGGCUUCCAGCCGAUCCUGCCGUUCCGCGGCGUGCGAACGUUCUCGAACGUCGACGACGGCGCGAUGGCGCGCAAAUUGGAUUUCUUCCGGCGCUUCGAGGCGGGCGAACUUACGGUUGCCUACACCGACGAGUGGUCGCGGCUCGUGAACACGCCUUCUUCGGAGAGCGAGCCCGCGACCGACGAGGACGAGGAGUCGACCGAUGAGGACGGGGAGUCCUAA